CUGUUGCACGAUACCUAUUUCGCAGAGAAUCGUAACCGAUUCAGAGGAAUGAAUAGUAUAGGACCUGAAUGUAAUGACUUGAAGAAAGAAUACGAUGCUUGCUUCAAUGUUUGGUAUUCGGAAAGUUACCUCAAAGGGGAUCACAAGAGCGAUCCUUGCAGUGAGUUGCUGAAGAGCUACAGAACGUGUGUUUUGGUAAAGAGUUUUAGUUAUUAUUAUUUAAUAUUGUAUUUUUUUCCUAAAAAAAAACAGAGCAAAGUAUAUAAGAAGACGAUGAGAUCGGAUCGGUAGGCUGAAAUGUUGCUAUAGGUGGUAGUUCCAUUUGUUUCUUAUGUCAAUUUUGGGAUAGUUAAUUAAAUUCUCUCCACGUGACAGAACUCCUGUGGUAACAGGUAACAUCAAAGAUGUUUGUUUUUUUUGCUUCCACAGAAAGCUAUCAAAGAAAGAAACAUAGAUCUUUCUGAGAUUGAAGCAAAUAUUCUUGGGACUGAAAGAGAAAAGCAACCACCUCCAGGAAGAUGA
Messenger RNA from Porites evermanni, 522 nucleotides. NCBI's taxonomy places the organism in Eukaryota, Metazoa, Cnidaria, Anthozoa, Scleractinia, Poritidae. The record is from the annotation of a GenBank genome assembly.